Molecule: messenger RNA, 633 nt
Organism: Erythranthe guttata (spotted monkey flower)
Lineage: Eukaryota; Viridiplantae; Streptophyta; Magnoliopsida; Lamiales; Phrymaceae
Source: RefSeq, a predicted model, not a curated record
AUGAAGUGUACCCAGUUCAAUCCCAAAACAAAUUUGUCAAAAAUCAAAAUUAAAUCUGAUUUCUCAAUUCUCAAAUCGUCAAAAUCUCAAUCCAUCGCCAUUUCUCAUACUCUGCGUCCGCAGCCGUUCGCUGCCGCUCUCGGUCAAUGUCCCGCCGCCGCUGCCGUCUGCAAAGCUCAUUUACCGCCGUCUAAACCCUUGAAGGCCAGUGAGAGGCUUUUAUUCAAGCCGAUAUCCGCUGUUAGUUCAGGUUUGGAGGCUUCAAUUACGGAGCCAAAUGUGAUUAGCGUGAAAAACGUCGAGAUAGUUGUGGAGUCUCAAGAUGAUGAUAAGAUACAAGUAAGGGUGGAUUUGUUAGGAAAAGAGACGCAGACGGUGUUCGAUAAAGUUCUGAGAAGUUUGGCCAGAUCAGCUCCACCUGUUCCCGGUUUUCGCCGUGAAAAGGGAGGGAAGACAACUAAGGUCCCAACGGAUUUCCUUCUACAAAUUCUGGGUGAAGCUCGAGUUACGAAUUUCGUUAUCCAGGAAAUUGUUAGCUCAACGUUGGCUGAUUAUGUGAAGAAGGAAAAUCUUACUGUAAAGGAAAAUAAAGUUAACACCAUACAAACUGCUGAAGAACUAAAGUCGGUUUAA